Messenger RNA from Lineus longissimus, 6540 nucleotides. Its product is annotated as dynein axonemal assembly factor 8-like. The transcript is spliced from 21 exons. Gene Ontology annotation, cellular component: centrosome. Lineage: Eukaryota; Metazoa; Nemertea; Pilidiophora; Heteronemertea; Lineidae. The record is from RefSeq and is a predicted model, not a curated record. Bases 144 to 5339 code for a protein of 1731 amino acids.
UGUCAAGAAUUCGGGAUGGCUCCUGCUCGCGAAAAGUGGGAUUUGUUUUCACUCAAAAACAUCGUACAAACUUUUAAGUGCUCAUGAAUAAACUGUUCAAAGUUCAAUAGUUUGUGAGUGAUUAAACAUAGUGGUGGACUGUGAUGGCUUCCAGUGAAGACCUAAGCGAUGCAGAAGUGGAGGCUGCUGAGGUACAGAUCCCUGGCUACCUCCCAGAUAAAUCCAUCCUUAAACCCAAGUUGGACUCGAUCUUUGCAGAAGUUGCCAAAAACCUUCCAGACAUUGACUUUGAAUUGUCAGAUGUCAGUUCUGAUGAUGAUGAAGUUGCCAUAUUCCAUCGUCAACUAAAAACGCCAACAGAGAUUGAUGUCGACAAAGAUCUGGAUGAAAGUUUGACAGAAAGAAGCUUUAUGGAUGAUAACAUACCUGUGUUUGGAAAAGUUGAGACUAAAUUCAUCAAAACACGUCCAACUCCAGGGCAAAAAAACAUCCGAAUUGAAUCUGUUGUUCAUGACGACGAUGUCAACACACAAGGAAGAACGGAAUCAUCCAAACAAAAAAGUGUAUCCAUGACGACAGUGAGCUGUGGUGUUGGGACUGAUGACUUGGACCCACUGCCUGUACCGAAACUUCAAACAUGGGUCCAGACCACACAAACUGAACGUGGCAGCAUGGAGCGUAUAAGAACAACACGUUGUGCAGGUGCAGGCCUGAUGGGUGAGAUGCUUGGCUCAAACAGUAACAGCUUGAUCAAUGAAAUGAUGUCAUUUACAAAGAAUUUCUCAACUGACACAGAUGAUUUAGAAGUUGACGAUAUCCAAAUCAGUGUCGCAACCACUUGUCCAGACAAUCGGGAACGGAAAAAGACUAAAUCUGUGACGUCACAGGAUUCAAGGCGGGUUGUGUCACAAUAUAUCUCGAGUGAAGCUCCGCUGCUGCCUUUACAGAAUAUCGAGCACAGUAACCUAGACCUUGUACUAGCCAACCUCUGUUACCCGACUGAUGCGGCCACUGGGGAUGGUUGCAGAAGCCCAAGACCACCCCCUGUUGAGCCACUGCAUAACAAUGAUGAAGACAGACGAACUCUGAUUGAGAGGCUUGCUGAGCUCUCGGCGCAGGAGUCUGGUCAAGCAUUGAAGGAUGUCGACCCCAAGACUGGAGCGAUCAGAAAGAAACCACCGUCAAAGGCUGAGAAGGCUGCUCGCAAUGCAGAAGCGAUUAAUGUUAAGAAAGUCUCCGGCAUGGGCACUAAUACCAAGGACUUGCAGAACUACGCCAUGACACUUCAUCCAGAAUUUCAUGCUCCGGCAAAAAAGGAAGAACGCGAGACGGUGUUCAUUGACCUUAGGAACUUUGACCAAGAUAAAAAGGAACGAGAACUGAGUUUUGAGGCAAUACAAAGGAUACUGCAGAUUCAGCAAGAGCAGAGCACUGUUGAGACGAGUUCAGAUGACGACUCGGACGCUGAUGAUAAUGAACUUUGGUUUGAGCAGCGUAAGAGGAUGAAGGGGAUGAUGGCUAAUAAAGGUGUCCUCACUGAUGUCUUACCAUCCAAGUCACAGCCUCCAAAGACAAAUACCCCAAAGCCUACAUCACCAAGAAAACCACCAGUCCCCAAAACCCGUCCAGCUCCUAUUGACAUGGGAGCGACUAGUGAACGUACAGCAUCUCUCGCGCAGACUGGGACACCAGCCAAUACUCCUGUGGGCUUGUUUGAGGACCAGGCUGCCUUGAAAGACGAGAGGGAGAAGGAAAGGAGACUGGAGGUCGCCAAGAAACUCCGUGAUCAGAGGGAAGCCGAGAGACAAUCUCGUAUCCGUCUUGGUAAACGCCUUGAGGCUCUCCGUCCAACAACAUCAGUCAGUGGCAAGCGGCCAUCAGCAGAAGCUACGCCCACAGUCUUUGAUUCAGAAGGAUCGUAUGAACAAGCCCCCGCCAGUCUCCCAAGUGUUCUGAUCGGUGAACGUGAAUGCUGUCUGCUGACUUGUAUCAUGUCCAGUAACGGCGAGAUUGUUACUCACAGGGGCAGCGUCAAUAAAAGUGUCGACUCUGGUCACGGCCUCUCAGCCAGUUACACCUCCCUGCUGACCUGGCUACUCUCAUUGGUGCCAGAUAACUACACAUUCCUCAAGAUGCCUCUCCAGUCCCCUGGUGAUGACCUCAUCACAUUCCGGGCACCGUUCGCCGUCAUCGGGCUGCAACAGAUGUGGUUCGAGGAGCAGUUGCGUCUGAUCAUUGCUGUGACGCCAAUAUAUAGCAUGGGCAAUACGCCGACCAAAUCAAAGAAAGCAAAGGCUCGAGAUGAAACCACUACUCCCUUUCAACAAUCCCUAAUCAAGUUCCUCUCAACGAACACACUUCAUACUGUGUGCCCCUGGCUGGCAGAGCUUGUCUCUAUGGACGUGACAAGCCGCGACAUGAUGCAGUCAGACUCGGAUUCCUCCAAGCCGCACGUCUACCGUCCAUCGUUACCCAACAUUACAGUACGACCGUUGUCGACAUUUCUGCAGGUCAAUCCAGACCCAAAUUCCACCCGCAAGAUUUUCACCACUCCCUGUGGCUUCUUCUGGCAGACCGUGGACAGCGACGAGCAGUUGUGUCUGUUAGAUAUUGAUGAAGAACACAUGGAAUCUGAGACCCAGAUCACCAUGUCGCUGAUUUAUAAGAAGGUUUUCACCGACCCUACAGCGAUGAUGGGGAUUCUGAACCGGGUGCUCCAGGAGGGUUUGGAUAUCAGUGGCGUGCGUUUGACCUACCCUGCAUCAUCCAUGAUGAACACUACCCCAGAGGGACAAGGGAAUACAGAGCUGGAAAUGUUGAAUAAGAUCGGGCCAAUAUUAGCUGUGGGGAUCAGGGGAGCAUGUGCCAGGACAAUAUGGUUAGACACCAUCGGCCCUGCAGAUCCUAUCUUAGCGAGAAAGACUGAUCCAAAGUCUCUGUGUGCUUUAUUUGGAGGGAAUUCACGUGAUGAGUGCUUGCUAUUCUGUCCUCGUAAUCCCGGGAGGAUCAUCUCGGAGCUCGUUCUAUGGUUUGGUGGAAGAGUGCCCCCUAGUGGCGUCAUUGAUGUCGGCACACCAACGACGCCAAGAGAUCGCGCAAGAAGUGGCAGCCCAAAAUCUCGCAAGACGAAGAAGGUCCCGUUCUCCACCGAUAAGAAGGAUCUCGCUGUUCCUUCUCACCGUCCCCCGGCGUUGCUAACAGCCAUGACCCUGAGCGAUGUCUUCAUGGCCAUCUCCCCUCUCCUGCCGACACAGUGCCUUGGUCUGAUUCUGGUGGUCUGUCAGAGGAGGGGCUACCAAGUACGAGGGAUACGACGUACUAAGCUCACAUCAAAGAAGGCCAACUGUUUAGGUCUGAGUGGCCAGCAGCUCACAGUAUUCAGCCCAGCUUCCCCCACAUCGCUGUCCUCCUUUGACGACAAGUCCUUCGACUUUGAUUCACCGCCCGGAGAGUCACGGCGACCUUGCACCCUCCUGCUGCUCAGGAAGGAGAAUGCUAUGCACAAUUCAGCUAGUCUGAUUGAAGCCUUUAUGGUACAGAUGUCAUUACGGGGUGUCCUGGGUCCCAUCCAACAUGGUACAGAACUCAAACUGAACUCGAGUCAUCUCUUCCAAGCUGUCUCGUAUUCUGAUGGUCUACUUCAUUCUAUGGGUGGAGACUUCACAAAGACGCCUGAUCAUGAGAUCACCCCAAGCCCGAGCUACAUCGCCCCAGCACUCUACACGAACCCCGAGAUGGAACAGGUGGUCACCAUGGCACUGACAGGCCGCCACAUGAUGAAGACAGCUGGCAUGUUCGUUGCCAAGCUCUCCAACCUCGUCCCCUACGCCAAAUCCGGCUACAACUACUCACACGAAGGCUUUGAGAUCUUGGGGAUCAAAUGGCUGCCGAGUCUCAGCAAUAACCAGGCCAAGGUGCUGACACCAUAUGAGAUCGGGGACAGGCAUUGGAAAGCAAGCAUCCAUACACUGACUUCAGAGCCAGCACUGGUGUUAGUCGUGCGUGGUGUGAACGCCUUCCAGCGCUUGAGCAACAUCAUUGCGACCAAGACCCCUCCCCAGUCAACCAACCACACGAUCCCACUAGAGAAACUCAUGUCUCCGUCGCCAGAACUCGCUUACGAUUACACCACCAAGUUCUUCCAUGACAGAGAAUUAUACCCAGAUCCUCAGAUGAGACCGUUGCUGUCGUACUUACCUGAUAUCAAGUGGCUUUCACCUGGCUGUGCUUGUGCUGUGGAGGCAAACGAUAGUGCCAAAUCCCUGAGAAAGUCAAAGAGUAAGACGUCCAAGUUAGACUCCGCUACCAGGACAACAGAAGAGUCAAUAUUCCAUCAGAUGCUGGCUGGACCACGCCAACUGACGACCGUGCUCGUCAUCAAGCCAGAUGGAGUCCGGCGAAACCUGGCGAAAAUUCUCAAGAGAAUCGAUCAAGAGGGUUUCUCCAUCAUCGCCUGGAAGCAUCUGGUCAUGACGGCAGAGCAGGUGGAAGGCUUGAUUUCACAAGAGGAGUGCCAGAACGAGGUGAUAUUCAACCAACACAAAAACCACCUGACUUCAGGACCGAGCGUGAUCCUGACCCUCCAGCGGGAGAAUGCUAUCAAGAAGCUGGUCGACCUCCUCGGGCCGAGUGACCCACAGCAAGCCAGGAGGCAGAGCCAGUUCCUCCUGAGAGGGGCUUUUGGCAUUGACCCUGUCUCUAAUGCCUUGUAUGGUUCGACAAACUAUGUGAAAUCCAUCAAGGAGCUGAAACUCUUCUUCCCUGACGGUCUCUGCUGCAAAGAAAAUGACAUCUUAAAAUCAGAAGAGAUUGUUUUCCCUGCGGUGGAUGACAACGUUGAUAUCAAGCGCUGUAACAAGAGGGCGCUAGUAGUUGAUGAGGCUGGACAGAGUACACUACACGUCUCGUCGUUGACUCAGAUGAACUGUGUGGUACUCACACCUCCACUGCUGCAGCGUGAGAGAAGGGGCAGGAGAUGUGGCUUUGUUGAUGUCAUUGAGGGGUUAACUUCAGCUGGAUUUGAUGUGAUCGGAAGCAAGCUGAUCUGGUUCACGGAGAAACAAGCAGAGAACUUCCUGCAUUUGAGUGACGCUGGUAGCUUUGCGUUACUGCCCAAACUGCUGAGUGGUCCAUCCAUUGUCCUCGCUCUACAGAGAGAUAACGCUGUACUCGCCUUUGACUCGUUCUUGGGAAGUGAAUUUCAGCUGGAUUCGUUGCUGGUUCGAUAUGGUGAACAUGUCAUGAGGUUGAAGGACACAAAACAGGUUGAGAGACUCCUCCUUUAUUUCUUUGAUGAGUUGAUCCCAGGAGCUCAGGCAAGGAUCGUCGAGAAAUUGUGAAAUGUUGAGAUGAGAAAUGCUGGAUGCAGGGUUGCCAGGCUUGUUACUGAUCUCUCUACCAAGCUGCUUGCCAAACAUUGUGAGAUGUAAAGUUUGAAGAUGGUCAGGAUCAACAUUGAGGAUAGUUUGAGAUGAUUUCUGACACACAAAACUGUGUCCUCAACAGUCAAUGAAACAAAACUGUCCAAGAGUGAUUUGCGUCCCCAAGGGGUGUAAUCAAAAUCAGAAUAAAAUGACAGAUUCUGUAUCUAGAUUGUGAAGUCCGUCCAGAGAGAAGAAUCAAUUGAGUGAUCAUUUGUACUAAUUUAUAACGAUUACCAAAAUGAGAUUUUAACUUGUUUGAUGUGUAUGUAAAAAUGUUGCCAAGCAACAAGAGUUAAUGAAAUUACCAGUAGGAAAACAUGCCACUCACUCAAAAGUGAAUAGUUUACUCUAAUUUAUGAUUUAUACUUUGUGUGAUAUUUUCCAGUCCAUUUCUAACAAACUCAUCCUGCUGAAGUGAGUGAUCAUUAAUCCAUCCAUGGAAUAGACUUACCUGUCCAUUCCUUGAAUGAAAUAGGCAACUUGGUGUAUUUUCAGUGGUCUCUAGUUUUCAUGUUAUGAAACGUUGAUAUCAGUUACAAUUCUCUUGAGGUACUGAAUCUGCCCGAUUAAAUAAAUGGAUGAAUUUGUGAUUUUGCAAAUUCUAAAUGAUUCUUCUUAAUGACAUCAGACAAGUUGAUGAUGUGGAGAAUCUGAAAAGUCUUGAUUUAUUCUAAUGAUGAUUUGUCCAUUUUUGUAGAUAUUGCUGCCAGGUUAAGAGUUUAUGUGGGAUAUUUGCUGUGUGAGGUGAGAUAAAAAAGGGACUACUCUAAAAAGACAUUCCAGUUAGGUGAAUCCGUCCAUUUAUGUUGUGACCUGAUCAAAGAUACUGUAAAUGACAAAAAGAUGUUCAGAAAAUGUUUAGUUUUCUCAGAAUUACUUUCAGCUGUAUUACGUAUGAAUGACUUUUGAUGACAGACCCCGUCCUUGGCUGCCUGUAGAGGUGCUUUGAGUUUCUGGGUGUUAAAAGUAUGGUUGUCCGUUUUUUGGGACAUCCUAUAUGUCCUCUUAAGUAAUUCUGAGAAAAUCUCACUGUUUUGCGUUAUUGUUCAUAUUUGAUAGAAGAUUCUAUUUUGCACUGUUCACGUCAGUUGACACUGGUUUUCAAUAAAAAAUGUUU